UUAAUCCACAUCUGGUGAUUAACUAUUUAUUUUCAGUUUUUUCUAGAAAACCUUUAAAAAAAGGAUUUUAAUAGUUUGCAUCAAACGGAUUGAGUUAAAGCGUCCUGUUAAUGAGGCUUCCCAUGUUGUUUACAGGUGCCACCGUUUGCUUGUUGCUCACAGUCUAGGGGUCAAAGUUGACCCUCGUGUGUAUUUACGGCCUGAUAGGCAGAGAACAGGUUGAGGCUGAGGACUGGAUGCGCAGCUUCCCAGCUGACAAGCGCGUAUCGGACAAAAGCGCAGCAGAGCGGAUGGCGAGCAUCCGCAUCCUUACCGACUGAGGAUUUUUUUUUCUCUUUCUCUCUCUAAAUUUUCUGCACAGCUGCUUGGCGACAGGAAAUAUAUAUCCGCGUUAUCUCCUGAGGGAGGAGGACAGAUGCAUGGCUGGAGCUGCUGCUUGAGCUGAUUCGCCGGGAGGACUGGGAAGAUUUCGGAGCGUUUCUAGCGGAGCUGGCAGCGGAAGGUCCGCGACGCACGGCCAGGCACGAGUCUGUGGCUCCGAGACGCGCGCAUCGGUUUCAGCGUCUGGAAGCGGACUGAGAGGAGUCUGUGCGCACAGAGCAGAAAAAUAAAGUCGCAGCCAAAAUUUCUCUUUCGGUUUAUUGUGCGCGCUGCUGCCUGCAAGUUAGGAGCGAAGCGCACCGCUGGAAGUUUAUGCGCCUCGGAGAGACCCGCUGGAUCCUCUUACAGGUGCAGCAGGUGGACAGCCGAAUGGACUGAAGAAGUGACGGACAGAGGUUCACAAGUGAGGAGGAGGGAUUUGAAGAGGAAAUCAGUCACAGGACGAGAAUCACACAGUGGAGAGAGAAAUAAAGGGGAGCUGAAAGAAAGUGAAAUAAUCCAGUGGUGAACACCUCAGCAGAGUGUCAGUAUCAAAAGGGAGGGAGUUGGAUACCCAGCAUGCCGGCAGCAUGGAAAGGGUGAGGGAGCAGCGGCCUUUCUGCUCGCUGUCCAAGAGCCACAGGGAGCGGGACAGAGACUGUGAGAGAGGGAAGGAUCGGGAGCGGCGCUACACGGCUUCAUCCACGGACCGGGAAGACGGAGUCUGUCGGGUUCCCACGCAGAAAUCAUACAGUUCCAGUGAGACCCUGCAGGCCUUUGACCAUGACCCGUCGCGGAUGCUGUUUGGAGGCAGAGUUAAGGAGAUGGUCCACAAGGAGACACCAGAGUACGCCAGGCCUGGACAGACAUUUUCAUUGAGGCAACUCGGGAUUUGUGAGGCACCAGCUCGCAGAGGCUUGGCUCUCUGCCCUGAGACUGGCCUGUCCCACCCACUCAGCAGCUACACCCGUGGGCCAGCUGCCACAGAAAACCAUGAACCUGUAUCACCGGAACGUACCAUGACUCUUUGGGGAACGGGGGCAAAAUCGGGGCAGAAUUCAUGCCUCUCCAGCCGUUCCAACUCAGCGCUCACGCUCACUGACACAGAAAUGGACAAUAAAUCGGACACCGAGAUGGGUGACAAUCUGACUAGUCAACAGGCCCCGCCUCCUAUCCCACCUGCACCACCCCCACAUAAGCAGCACCCGUCAAUUACCUCCCUGAGCCGGAGCUCACUGGCCAAUCAGAGGAGCCCGAGUCCACCCCCCACAGCCGGCCUGGCGGCUGACUUGCAGAGUACGGCGGAAUGCGUCCAGCUGCAGGACAGCUGGGUGCUGGGCAGCAAUGUGGCCCUGGAGAGCAG
Cyprinodon variegatus (sheepshead minnow) is the source of this 1723-nucleotide messenger RNA. RefSeq names its product teneurin-3-like. Gene Ontology annotation, biological process: signal transduction. Lineage: Eukaryota; Metazoa; Chordata; Actinopteri; Cyprinodontiformes; Cyprinodontidae. Gene Ontology annotation, cellular component: membrane. The annotation marks the transcript as partial. The record is from RefSeq and is a predicted model, not a curated record. The transcript has 4 exons.